Messenger RNA from Lycium ferocissimum, 648 nucleotides. Its product is annotated as probable inactive receptor kinase At5g16590. Lineage: Eukaryota; Viridiplantae; Streptophyta; Magnoliopsida; Solanales; Solanaceae. Bases 1 to 648 code for a protein of 215 amino acids. The transcript is spliced from 2 exons. The record is from RefSeq and is a predicted model, not a curated record. Gene Ontology annotation, molecular function: ATP binding; protein kinase activity. Gene Ontology annotation, biological process: protein phosphorylation.
AUGGGAAGCUUAGCUUUCCGUUUACAUGGGAAUGAAGGUAUCAGCAAAGGCUCACUCACUUGGGAAGUAAGAAGUAGCAUUGCCUAUGGGGUUGCCCGUCCUAUUGAAUUUCUCCAUUCCGGAGGCUCGAAUUUCUGCCAUGGAAACAUAAGAUCAUCCAAUGUUUUCCUCACCGAUUUCUCAUCAGGUGUUUGUCUAUCUGAGUCUUCCAUUGCACGAAUUCUCUCACCCGAUACAAAACUAGAGCUCACGGCUGGUUAUCGUGCACCAGAAGUGACAAAUGCUUAUAUAGUCUCACAAAAGUCUGAUAUCUAUAGCUUUGGUGUCUUUCUCUUGGAACUAUUAACCGGUAAGGCUCCAUUAGAUGCAUUUACCAAGAACAAAGGAGUAGAUUUACCUAAGUUCAUCAGUUGCAUGUUUCAAGAGAAGCCUAUCCUUGAUGUUUUCGAUACUAUGAUACCUGAACAUGACCAGAAUAAUGUUGAGCAAAUGGUCCAAUUGUUACAGCUUGUAGUUUGCUGUACUUUUCAGUAUCCAGAUAAAAGACCUUCAAUGGCUGCAGUGACAAACCAGAUAAGGGAUACCUGCAGUGACAGACCUUCAUUGUUGACGGGCAAUAUACAAAAAGAACAUCUGUUCCCGCAUUAG